UUCUCUCCUCUGUAGUGUCCAAUACAGAAAACAUUCGGUUCCAUAAUCCAUGUAAUCCCACCGCCUUCUUCCUUCACCUCUUUUUACACACUGAAACACGCACAAAGACGCAUAGUUGAGAGUGAUGAAUCAGUAGCACUAAUGGAGGAGGUGUCAGCAUCUUAUGAUCAGUGCAGCUAUUGGGAUGCUGUAUUGGAGCUAACAAAGUUGGCCCAAGAAAAUGGAAGUGACCCUCUAUUGUGGGCAAUUCAAGUUUCCGCGAACAUGAGUUCUUCAGGGGUGUCUUUCCCUUCUUUUGAGUUGGCCAACUUCCUGGUUUCUUACAUUUUCUGGGAAAACAAUGUUCCUAUAACUUGGAAAUUCCUAGAGAAAGCUUUGGUUCUCAAGAUUGUGCCUUCUCUUCCUGUUCUUGCACUGCUCUCCACAAGGGUAAUCCCAAAUCGACAUUCCUGUCCAGCAGCAUUUAGGCUUUAUAUGGAACUUCUAAAGACACAUGCAUUCGAGUUUGAGAGUCAUUCAAAGUUACCUAAUGAUCAGAAGAUCAGGAAGUCAAUUAGUAAUAUUAUCCACUCCUCUCAGAUAUUUGAUGUACAAGCAGAUGAACCUGGAGUUCUUGUGAUUCAGAUUGUCUUUUCAAUUGUUUGGCAAUUGCUUGAUGCAUCCUUGGAUGAUGAAGGGUUGCUGAAACUUACCCCUGAAAAAAAUUCUAGAUGGCCCACUAAACUGCAGGACAUGGAGAUUGAUGGCUACAAAAAUUCUGAUGUAAUGAGGCUUGAAAACAAAGAGAGAUUGAAGAAUGCUAAUACUGUCAUGGCCAUAGAGUUGAUAGGCAAAUUUCUGCAAACCAAAGUGACUUCCAGGAUUAUUUAUUUGGCUCGCCAAAGCAUGAGAAGACCUUGGGGUGGUUUUGUCCAGCGAAUUCAGCUGCUUGUAUCACAUUCCACAGCAUUAAGAAAUUCAAAACUUCUAACAUCAGAGACUCUUCUAAAGUUGAUACAUAAUAGUCCCAAGUUAAUGCUGCAGCGUCCCAGAAGAUAUGCUCCAGAGGAGCUACCUAGUGUUGGGCUUUUUAAAUCUCUAGCAUAUAGGUCUGGUUGUCGUGUUGGGCUUAGUUGUGCUUCUCUUUGGCUUCCUCUUGAUUUGAUAUUGGAAGAUGCAAUGGACAACUCACAAGUUAAUGCAACUAGUUCUGUUGAAACUGUUACUGGUCUAGUAAAAGCUCUUCAAGCAAUCAACGGUAGCACUUGGCAUGAGACUUUCCUAGGACUUUGGAAGGCAGCUUUACGUCUAGUUCAAAGGGAAAGGGAUCCAAUUGAAGGGCCUGUUCCACGCCUAGAUACUCGACUAUGCAUGUUACUCUCUAUCACAACUCUCGUGGUUGCUGAUCUUAUUGAGGAAGAGGAAAGUGCUCCAACUGAUGAGAUUGAUGUUGACUUAGACAGUCAGUGCAAACAGACUACUGGAAAUCGUCGUGGGGAUUUGGCCUCUAGCUUACAGAAUCUGGGUGAUUUUGAGAUGCUUUUAACUCCUCCUCACUCUGUUAUUCCCGCAGCCAAUCAAGCAGCUGCAAAAGCAAUGAUGUUUGUUUCUGGAAUAAACGUUGGCAGUGCAUAUUUUGAAUCCAUCAGCAUGACAGAUAUUCCAACAAACUGUUCUGGAAACCUGCGACAUGUAAUAGUCGAGGCCUGCAUUGCCAGAAAUUUACUGGAUACAUCUGCUUACUUCUGGCCAGGCUAUGCGAGUGGAAGCAUCAAUCAAUUACCCCACACUGUUCCCACUCAAAUUCCUAGUUGGUCCUCUUUCAUGAAGGGUGCCCCACUUACACCACUGUUGAUAAAUGCUUUAGUUUCAGUGCCUGCUUCAAGCUUAGCAGAAUUAGAGAAGAUUUUUGAGACUGCGGUGAAAGGAUCUGAUGAUGAGAAGAUAGCUGCUGCAAGAAUUCUUUCUGGAGCUUCCUUAGUUCGUGGGUGGAAUAUACAGGAACACACAGCAUAUUUUAUAACCAGAUUGUUGUCUCCACCAGCUCCUGCUGACUACUCUGGGGAUGACAGCCAUUUGAUAGGUUUUGGGCCAAUGCUGAAUGUCUUGCUUGUUGGAAUUGCACCUGUUGACUGCGUCCAGAUUUUUUCCCUGCAUGGCCUGGUUCCACAACUAGCUUGUUCACUGAUGACGAUAUGCGAGGUAUUUGGUUCAUGUAUUCCUAAUAUCUCAUGGACACUCACUACAGGAGAGGAAAUCUCUGCACAUGCUGUAUUUUCAAACGCAUUUGCUCUUCUUCUAAAGCUAUGGAGGUUUAAUCAUCCUCCAAUUGAAUAUGGAGUGGGGGACUUACCACCAGUAGGGUCUCAACUAACUCCCGAGUACCUCCUACUUGUGCGUAAUUCCCUGCUGGUAUCUUCUGGAAACUUACUCAAGGAUCCAAAUAGAAGGAGAUUAGCUGCUGUUGCAAGUGCUUCUUACCCGAAACCCAUCUUUGUAGACUCAUUUCCAAAACUAAAGGUUUGGUAUAGGCAACAUCUGGCAUGUAUAGCUUCACCCCUUUCUGGGCUUGUUCAUGGAACCCCUGUCCAUCAAACAGUUGAUGCCCUUCUAAACAUGAUGUUCAGAAAAAUUAGUAGAGGAAGCCAGUCAGCAACUUCCAUAACAUCUGGGAGUAGUAGUUCCUCUGGACCUGGCAGUGAAGAUACUUUUCCAAGGCCAAUAUUACCUGCUUGGGAUAUACUUGAAGCUGUCCCUUUUGUGGUUGAUGCUGCUCUAACCAGUUGUGCUCAUGGGAUACUGUCUCCUCGGGAAUUGUGCACAGGCCUUAAAGACUUGGCUGAUUAUCUUCCAGCAUCCUUGGCAACUAUUGUAAGUUACUUCUCAGCUGAAGUAACUCGUGGCAUCUGGAAACCAGUUUUCAUGAAUGGAACUGAUUGGCCAAGCCCUGCUGCCAAUCUCUUUUAUGUUGAGGAACAAAUAAAGAAAAUUUUAGCUGCCACUGGUGUUGAUGUCCCAAGCCUUGCUGCAGGGGGGAACUCUCCAGCAACACUUCCACUGCCAUUGGCUGCAUUUGUGAGCCUCACUAUAACAUACAAACUUGAUAAAGCCUCGCAACGGUUUCUCAAUCUGGCAGGCCCAGCAUUAGAGUCCCUAGCAGCAGGUUGUCCAUGGCCAUGCAUGCCGAUUGUGGCUUCUUUGUGGACCCAAAAGGCAAAAUGCUGGAGUGACUUUCUUGUAUUUUCUGCCUCUCGUACUGUCUUCCUACACAACAAUGACGCAGUUGUUCAGCUGCUAAAAAGUUGCUUCACCGUGACUCUUGGCCUGAACACAACCUCAGUCACUAGCAAUGGGGGUGUUGGGUCACUUCUUGGCCAUGGAUUUGGAUCACAUAUGUACGGUGGGAUUUCUCCAGUAGCCCCAGGGAUUCUAUAUCUACGUGUUUACAGAUCAAUCAGGGACAUCAUGUUCAUGAGAGAAGAGAUUGUUUCUCUGCUGAUGCAAUCCGUGAAAGACAUAGCAUGCAGUGGGCUACCAGUAGAACAACCAGAAAAGCUGAAGAAUGCCAAAAAUGGCAAGUAUGGGCAUGUUUCACUUGAUACAAUAAUGAUUAAGGUGAAACUAGCAGCUUCUUUGGGAGCUUCACUGGCAUGGUUAACUGGUGGACUGGGGCUUAUGCAGUCAUUGAUAAAAGAAACCUUGCCUUCUUGGUUUCUGUCAGUUCACCCAUCAGACCAGGAAGGAGCCUCCACUAUGGGAGUCCCUAUGCUCCAAGGAUAUGCGCUGGCAUACUUUACAGUGUUUUGCGGAGCACAUGCAUGGGGUUUAGAUGCAAUAUCAUCAUCAUCAAAGCGACGUCCAAAAGUUCUUCGGGAGCACCUGGAGUUUGUAGCUAGUGUCCUUGAUGGCCAAAUAUCACUCGGUUGUGACCCAGCCACCUGGCGGGCUUAUGUCCUGGAGCUUCUGAGCCUGAUGGUUGAUUGCUUUUCCUCUUGGAUGCUUGAGGUGGAUGUACCGUUGUUGAAGAGACUAGGUGAAGGGCUGAGGAAAUGGAAUGAGGAAGAGCUUGCUCUAGCUUUGCUGUGCCUUGGGGGGGCUGGUACGAUUGGGGCUGCUGCUGAACUGAUCAUAGACACUGACUUGUAGUUCUACUUGUGUACAUGAAAUUUUUGUAGGUUGAUAAAUUUUAUAGACGCAACAGAUGUAACUCAGUGUACAGGUAGGUAAACUUGUGCAGAAUGAAGAUUAUGAGAAUCUAACUCA
Coffea eugenioides is the source of this 4242-nucleotide messenger RNA. RefSeq names its product mediator of RNA polymerase II transcription subunit 33A-like. The coding region runs from base 142 to 4125 and encodes 1327 amino acids. The transcript has 12 exons. Lineage: Eukaryota; Viridiplantae; Streptophyta; Magnoliopsida; Gentianales; Rubiaceae. The record is from RefSeq and is a predicted model, not a curated record. Gene Ontology annotation, cellular component: mediator complex. Gene Ontology annotation, biological process: regulation of phenylpropanoid metabolic process.